Messenger RNA from Ctenocephalides felis (cat flea), 8571 nucleotides. Its product is annotated as cubilin-like. The transcript has 47 exons. Lineage: Eukaryota; Metazoa; Arthropoda; Insecta; Siphonaptera; Pulicidae. The record is from RefSeq and is a predicted model, not a curated record. Bases 1 to 8571 code for a protein of 2856 amino acids.
AUGAAUUUCAAGGGAAUUAAGAUAAAAGAUGCUGGAGAAGAGCACGACUCGCCCCAAACUCUCCGAGGCAGAUAUUGUGGAAGCGAGUUACCACCUAAAAUCACCAGUUUAUCAUCUAAUUUGUUCAUCAAAUUCAAGUCAGAUUCUCUUUUGGCAUCUUCAGGAUUUCGUCUGGAAUGGGUUGUCCAUGGUUGUGGAGGCAUUUUAACCAAACCCGAAGGCACAAUCCAAUCACCAAAUUACCCUCAUGAAUAUCCCCACAAUGUAGUUUGCGAAUGGUUGAUCAAAACUGAUUUUGGUCAAAGCAUACAUUUUCAAAUGGAGGAUGUCGAUAUGGAAGCGUCAUCAAAUUGUGCCUUUGAUGGAAUCACUGUCUACGAUGGUAAAACUGUAAAUUCCUCCCAACUUAUCUAUCCAUUCCCAAGGCAUACUCCUUCAAAAAACACUACUUCUGCAGCUACCAGGUCCAAUGGUAACUACUUGCUGGUGAGAUUUUUUGCUGAUAGUUCGUUCAGUGGGAAAGGUUUUAAGGCUUCGUACAAAACUGUACCAGGACUGAGUAAUAGUAAUAGUGAUGAUAUCAAACAAAGAGAAUUAACCCGUUUCACUCGCGAAUUGCAAAAUUAUAUGUAUUUUGCCCCCGCAGCGCGGUAUCUCAGUGGAAAGGGUUGUGGUGGCAGACUGGUUGGCCACGAUGGAUUUUUAUAUUCGCCAAACUACCCUAAAAAUUAUGCAACAAAUGAAGACUGCAAAUGGAUAAUUGAAGUGCAUCCUAGUCAUGUAGCAGCCAUCAAUUUCUUAGAUUUUGAUUUGGAAUCGUACAUGAACUGCACUUCUGAUUUUGUUAAGAUUUAUGAUGGCGAAGAAGAAAAUCCAGAUAAAUUACUGAUGAACCAUUGUGGUAAUACCAUGCCAAGUCCUACCGCUUACAAAGCAAGUGGUAACACUUUGCUGGUGCAUUUUAAGAGUGAUCAAAUAUAUACUGCUAAGGGAUUCAAGGCAAAUUUUUCAACGGCUUGCGGUGCAAGAAUAGUAACCAACAGUUCAGGCGUAUUAGAACCAUUGGCACAACUCUCUAAUAUAGGCAAUAAUUGCACGUGGAUAAUCCAGGCUUCUGAUCCUGCCCAGAAGGUUACAGUUAUCAUAACUAAUUUUAGAGUUAUGAAUUACUUUGAAACUGAUGAUGGAAAUUGCACGGAGAACUACUUCAAGGUGUUUGAAGGUGAUUCUAUUGAAGGUCCUUUGCUCGGACACUAUUGUGGAAAUAAAAUUCCACCAAGUAUCACCAGCCAGGGUAAUGCUUUGACUAUUGUUAAGGGAACCGAAGGAUAUUUUCCAAUUUAUAGGACGUUCUCGUUGACGUAUUCAGUUUUGGAUACAGCCUGUGGCGGAACUUUGUUGGCUGCAGAAGGCACUUUUACAUCACCAAAUUAUCCAGGAUCGUACCCGAAUAAUGCAGAAUGCGUUUGGAUUUUACCCACAAGUCCUGGCAACAAAAUCGACGUUGUUAUCGAAGUUAUGGAUAUUCAGAAAGAGGACGAUUUUUGUAAUAAUGACUUUUUGGAGAUCAGGAAAAAUGAUGGCGUUGGAGAACUUGUGGAAACCCUUUGUGGAGAACGUACAGAUGAAUACAGAGUUGUCUCCAGCGAACCCUUGUGGAUAAAAUUCAGAUCUGGCGAAGAUGGUACUUCUAAAGGCUUCAUGGCACAUUUCACUUAUGUCCAUGGUAACGAAAUCGUCGGAAACACAUCGGGACAAAUAGCAUCACCAAUGUAUCCAAAUGAAUUCAUCCUAACUGGUACCUACCAUUGGAGAAUAAUGGUCGAUUCUCAACAUGUGAUAUCCAUGUCAUUCCGAGACUUCUACAUAGACGGAUAUAGUGAUUCUGAGUGUCAUCUUUAUUUAAAGAUCUUUGAUGGUUACGACGACAACGCUCCUGAAUUGGUGAACGCCUGUGGUGCUCGUGCUCCUGACCCUGUCCAAAGUACCAGUAAUGUGGUUUAUUUAGAAUUGAAGAACGAUUGGUAUCGUUUAGGAUCAAGAUUUUUGAUCGAUUGGACGCAAACUAAAAGAGUUAUUCCUGAUGCCACUGAACUUGCAUCCAACAUUACUGGUUGUGGUUCCAAAGGUAAAGUCCUUGAAUUGACACCAGGAGUUAUACAAAAUCUAACAUCACCAGGAUUUCCCAAUGGUUAUGAUGCAAUGCUGAACUGCGAAUGGAUAUUUUCAGCACCAGAAAGCUUUCAUGUUGCCUUCGACUUUUUUGAUUUAGAUUGGAGCAGAGUGAUGACUGCACUUUGGACUAUGUCCAAAUAUCUACUGUUAAAAAAUGGACACAGCAGCACCUCGCCCCUCCUUGGAAACGGAAAGUAUUGUGGAAACAUCCCUGUUACCGAACCACUUGUGACCACCGGGAACAAUUUAUAUAUCAAAUUCUACAGCAUCGACACCUCCAAGCAAGCGUUGAGAAUCAGAUACAAAGAAGUCAACAACCUCUGUGGCGACAGGGUAACUCUAACCAACAGCAAAAACAUGCAGGAGAUCAGUUCGCCGAACUAUCCCAACAUUCCUCCUCCUCACAGCGAGUGCGAGUGGGUGAUCAUGGCACCGAAUGGCGAAAUCAUCAAGGCAGAAUUUAAGGAUAGAUUUGAUAUCACGAUGAGCACUUUUUGUGAUUCGGCCUUCGUCGAGAUACGAGAUGGAGCCACUGAAAAUUCUGCACUGCUAGGAAGUUGGUGCGGAAGCAAUAAACCAGGAACAAUAAGAAGUUCCGGGAAUAUGAUGUACGUCAAAUUUUUCACUAAAGUGGAUGAUCCUAAGAACGGGUUCAAACUUGCAUUGAGUUUAGAUACCUGUGGCGGUUCAUACAGAGGCAGCGAAGGCAAAAUAUCAUCACCCAAUUAUCCAGUUCCAGGGGCUUACCCACCUAAUUCUGAUUGCAGUUAUGAGAUAAUAGGACCUGAAGGACAUUAUUUGACGAUGAAGUUCACGGAUUUGAAUUUGCCUACUGGAAGGAAUUGCACUAAUGUCGAUCAUGUAAUUAUAUCGGAGAUUGUUGGAAAUGAUUUUAAUCGAACAGCAUAUUAUCUUGGAACUUACUGUGGUACCAACAAUUCCAUGGAAAUCUCUGCUUCGAGUAAUAGAGUUCAUGUGCGUUUUGUUACUAAAGAAAGGCAGAAUAUGUACAAAGGGUUUCAGUUGUACUACAAUUCCAGCACAAGUGUGUGCAAUAAUGUAUUGACUGGAUAUCGUGGUGUGAUUGAAAGUGCCAACUUUCCAUCGAAUUACCCACCAGAUCAGGAUUGCACUUGGCAUAUAAAUGCACCCAUUGGCAAUAAAAUAAAUGUCACAUUUUCGCAUUUUGAUUUGGAGGAUUCGCCAAGUUAUUCUAGGAAUAUAGAUUCGACGUGCAAUUAUGAUUAUUUGGAGAUAAAAGAUGCUGGAGAAGAGCACGACUCACCUCAAACCCUUCGAGGCAGAUAUUGUGGAAGCGAGUUACCACCUAAAAUCACCAGUUUAUCUUCUAAUCUGUUCAUUAAAUUCAAGUCAGAUUCUCUUUUGGCAUCUUCAGGAUUCCGUCUGGAAUGGGUUGUCCAUGGUUGUGGAGGCAUUUUAACCAAACCCGAAGGCACUAUUCAAUCACCAAAUUACCCACACGAAUAUCCACACAACGUUGUUUGCGAAUGGCUUAUCAAAACUGAUUUUGGACAAAGCAUACAUUUUCAAAUGGAGGAUGUCGAUAUGGAAGCAUCGUCCAAUUGUGCCUUUGAUGGAAUCACUGUCUACGAUGGUAAAACAGUAAAUUCCUCCCAACUUAUGUCAAUAUGCCAUUCCUUCAAAGGUAACACUACUUCUGCAGCUACCAGGUCCAAUGGUAACUACUUGCUGGUGAGAUUUUUUGCUGAUAGUUCGUUCAGUGGGAAAGGUUUUAAGGCUUCGUACAAAACUGUACCAGGACGUUGUGGUGGCAGACUGGUUGGCCACGAUGGAUUUUUAUAUUCGCCAAACUACCCUAAAAAUUAUGCAACAAAUGAAGACUGCAAAUGGAUAAUUGAAGUGCAUCCUAGUCAUGUAGCAGCCAUCAAUUUCUUAGAUUUUGAUUUGGAAUCGUACAUGAACUGUACUUCUGAUUUUGUUAAGAUUUAUGAUGGCGAAGAAGAAAAUCCAGAUAAAUUACUGAUGAACCAUUGUGGUAAUACCAUGCCAAGUCCUACCGCUUACAAAGCAAGUGGUAACACUUUGCUGGUGCAUUUUAAGAGUGAUCAAAUAUAUACUGCUAAGGGAUUCAAGGCAAAUUUUUCAACGGCUUGUGGUGCAAGAAUAGUAACCAACAGUUCAGGCGUAUUAGAACCAUUGGCACAACUCUCUAAUAUAGGCAAUAAUUGCACCUGGAUAAUCCAGGCUGCUGAUCCAGCCCAAAAAGUUACAGUCAUCAUAACUAAUUUUAGAGUUAUGAAUUACUUUGAAACUGAUGAUGGAAAUUGCACGGAGAACUACUUCAAGGUGUUUGAAGGUGAUUCUAUUGAAGGUCCUUUGCUCGGACACUAUUGUGGAAAUAAAAUUCCACCAAGUAUCACCAGCCAGGGUAAUGCUUUGACUAUUGUUAAGGGAACCGAAGGAUAUUUUCCAAUUUAUAGGACGUUCUCGUUGACGUAUUCAGUUUUGGAUACAGCCUGUGGCGGAACUUUGUUGGCUGCAGAAGGCACUUUUACAUCACCAAAUUAUCCAGGAUCGUACCCGAAUAAUGCAGAAUGCGUUUGGAUUUUACCCACAAGUCCUGGCAACAAAAUCGACGUUGUUAUCGAAGUUAUGGAUAUUCAGAAAGAGGACGAUUUUUGUAAUAAUGACUUUUUGGAGAUCAGGAAAAAUGAUGGCGUUGGAGAACUUGUGGAAACCCUUUGUGGAGAACGUACAGAUGAAUACAGAGUUGUCUCCAGCGAACCCUUGUGGAUAAAAUUCAGAUCUGGCGAAGAUGGUACUUCUAAAGGCUUCAUGGCACAUUUCACUUAUGUCCAUGGUAACGAAAUCGUCGGAAACACAUCGGGACAAAUAGCAUCACCAAUGUAUCCAAAUGAAUUCAUCCUAACUGGUACCUACCAUUGGAGAAUAAUGGUCGAUUCUCAACAUGUGAUAUCCAUGUCAUUCCGAGACUUCUACAUAGACGGAUAUAGUGAUUCUGAGUGUCAUCUUUAUUUAAAGAUCUUUGAUGGUUACGACGACAACGCUCCUGAAUUGGUGAACGCCUGUGGUGCUCGUGCUCCUGACCCUGUCCAAAGUACCAGUAAUGUGGUUUAUUUAGAAUUGAAGAACGAUUGGUAUCGUUUAGGAUCAAGAUUUUUGAUCGAUUGGACGCAAACUAAAAGAGUUAUUCCUGAUGCCACUGAACUUGCAUCCAACAUUACUGGUUGUGGUUCCAAAGGUAAAGUCCUUGAAUUGACACCAGGAGUUAUACAAAAUCUAACAUCACCAGGAUUUCCCAAUGGUUAUGAUGCAAUGCUGAACUGCGAAUGGAUAUUUUCAGCACCAGAAAGCUUUCAUGUUGCCUUCGACUUUUUUGAUUUAGAUUUGGAGCAGAGUGAUGACUGCACUUUGGACUAUGUCCAAAUAUCUACUGGUUUGGAUGGUGGUUUUAGUAAAUGGAAGUCUUUAGGUUCUUAUUGUCUGAGUAAUGCUACGACUUUGCCGACUAUUCAUGCAAAUCAGUUUAUGAAGGUUGCUUUUGUUAGCGAUUCGUACCUGAACAAGACUGGUUUUAGUGCAAGGAUUCACCCAGCUUGUGGCGGUACUCUAUCAUCCCCAUCAGGUGAAAUAGUGCUGACAAAUAAUACAGCGAAAGAAAAUACCAGAGUUCGAACAUCAGUCCUGGUUUGGGAGUGUCAAUGGAACGUUACAGUACGUCCAGGAAAAACUAUAUCCGUAGAAAUUCCUGAAAUCAACAUACCAGCCACACCAGGAUCGGAAACGUGCCUGAAUUAUGUUAUAUUAAAAAAUGGACACAGCAGCACCUCGCCCCUCCUUGGAAACGGAAAGUAUUGUGGAAACAUCCCUGUUACCGAACCACUUGUGACCACCGGGAACAAUUUAUAUAUCAAAUUCUACAGCAUCGACACCUCCAAGCAAGCGUUGAGAAUCAGAUACAAAGAAGUCAACAACCUCUGUGGCGACAGGGUAACUCUAACCAACAGCAAAAACAUGCAGGAGAUCAGUUCGCCGAACUAUCCCAACAUUCCUCCUCCUCACAGCGAGUGCGAGUGGGUGAUCAUGGCACCGAAUGGCGAAAUCAUCAAGGCAGAAUUUAAGGAUAGAUUUGAUAUCACGAUGAGCACUUUUUGUGAUUCGGCCUUCGUCGAGAUACGAGAUGGAGCCACUGAAAAUUCUGCACUGCUAGGAAGUUGGUGCGGAAGCAAUAAACCAGGAACAAUAAGAAGUUCCGGGAAUAUGAUGUACGUCAAAUUUUUCACUAAAGUGGAUGAUCCUAAGAACGGGUUCAAACUUGCAUUGAGUUUAGAUACAUGUGGCGGUUCGUACAGAGGCAGCGAAGGCAAAAUAUCAUCACCCAAUUAUCCAGUUCCAGGGGCUUACCCACCUAAUUCUGAUUGCAGUUACGAAAUAAUAGGACCUGAAGGACAUUUCUUGACGAUGAAGUUCACGGAUUUGAAUUUGCCUACUGGCAGAAAUUGCACCAAUGUCGAUCAUGUAAUUAUAUCGGAAGUAGUUGGAAAUGAUUUUAAUCGAACAGCAUAUUAUCUUGGAACUUACUGUGGCACAAACAAUUCCAUGGAAAUCUCUGCUUCGAGUAACAAAGUUCAUGUGCGUUUUGUUACUAAAGAAAGGCAGAAUAUGUACAAAGGGUUCCAGUUGUACUACAACUCCAGCACAAGUGUUUGUGGUGGCGAAAUAAACGAACCAUCAGGCAUAAUAACAAGUCCAGGUUACCCUGUUGGAAGAACUCACAGCAGAUUCUGCGAAUGGAUGAUCACUGUCCCCGAAGGACGAAGAAUCACCGUCGAAAUCCUAGACUUUGAUCUGCAAGGCAGAUCCUAUAUUUUUGAUGCCAAGUUAUCAUUUUACAACGAUCACAACUAUUUGUCCCGAAUAACUUUACUGCGAGGUGGUCAAAAUUAUUCUAACAUCAUCGAGUCUUCUAGUAAUAAAAUGAUGAUCAAUUUCUGGGGAAGAUACUCGUCGUCGAAUAGAGGGUUUAAGUUGAGAUUCUCGUCGGAUAAAGAGUCGUAUUGUCAGGGCAACAUGGAUGAUACCGAAGGUACAAUCACACCUCCUUCGGAUUUAGCAAGUUGGCAUUGUGAAUGGCUUUGGACCAGGGAAAGAAAUGCAUCAGAAACCCUUGCAUUAACAUUUACCGAUGCCCAACUUGGCAAUAAAGCUCAAAACUGCAGAUACUCACCAGCAUCCAUCAAUGUCCGAUCUAAUGGAAAGAAGAAAUCAGCAAUUGCGCAACUGUGUGGAAAUUUCUCUGGUCCUACAAUCGUGAGGUCAAGUUUGAGGACCACAGUCGUAUCUGUAGACAAGGUGAAUGAUUUAGUCAAAGUCAACUUUACAAUGAAAUACCGAGUUCAUAGUUGCGGUGGUAAAUUGGCUUUAGGUCAAAGAUUGACUCAUAAUGAUGUGCCAAGUCCUGGUAGUUUCGGAGGACAAGCUGAUUGUGCUUGGAGAGUCAGAGGAGACGAAGGACAAGCCCUUCAGAUCAAAAUCUCGAACCUCAACAUAGCCCUACCUUGUGACCAGUCGUACAUCCUGAUCUACAACGGCAAAUUUCCAAUGAGUCCGCUCCUGUAUAAAUUAUGCGGCUCGCAAGUACCAUCGGGUUCUACAAUCACCCAAGGAUCAGACGUCUGGAUUGAAUAUCAUGCCGAUAAAUACAAUGCUGAUACCAGAUUCGACAUAACCGUGGAAGCGACUACUCUAGGUUGUGGUGGUGUUUUACAUCCUGGUGGUACCCAGUUGUUGCAGUCACCAAACUUUGGGCCUGGUCAACAGUAUCCGAAUAAUGCAGAAUGCACUUGGGAGAUCAGAGGCGAUCAGGGGUAUCAUAUUGGUUUGGUUUUUGAGGAACGGUUUUAUUUGGAAACUUCUGUUAACUGCACUAAGGACUUUAUCCAGGUUUGGGAUUACAUAAACGACGACUGGAAGUCUAUAGCAAGCCUUUGUGGACGAAAUGUGCCCCAGGCUUUAAAUUCUACAGGAUCCAGGAUAAAAGUGAUGUUCAGAUCUGAUGGCCAGAACACUGGAGAUGGCUUUAAGGCACGUUGGGAACAAAACUGUGGAGGUGUCUUGGAAGCUGAUAAAUCAGUACAGAUUCUGACCAGUCCUGGUUAUCCUAGUUUUUAUGGCAGACAGAUGUUUGCAAUUACACAAUUAAGGCGAAGAACGAAUUUGUCAAUGUUAAAUUUGUUGAUUUUGAACUCGAAGACGCCCAAACUGGUUGCAACUUUGACAAUGUCACAGUAUACGAGACUAGCACUUUUGCAUGGGCUUAUGGUGAUGGUACAUCAUCUGAAGAAAGCAAGGCUAUUGGGUCUUAUUGUGGUAAGACACCUCCUCAAGACCUGA